AUGUCAAACAUUGUUCUUGUUAUUCCGAGGGAAGUCGUUGGUCGUUCGCCAAAGGAUAAGAUAGUUAUUACAGGUGAAUUUGACAACUGGCAACAUUCUGACUAUGUUUUACAAUACGAUGAAAUCCAGGGCUAUAAAGUAGAAAUACCAAGAUUAAAUGGCAAGGAAAAGGCAAUGUUCAAAUUGUUGGUCAAUGAUUGUGACUGGGUCACACUCUCUUAUUUUGAAACAAUCACUGAUAACUGCGGUCAUACCAAUAACGUUCUUAACUAUCACGAUUAUGAGCUUAACGAUAAUCUGGAUGACAUUACCAUCAGUAGUGUACAAGAUGAUUUGAGGCAGCAGGAACAGCUUCUUAACUACACGAGAAACGACUACGAAGAAAAAGAGGGAGAACCCAAGGAAGUCGCCAUAUCUGUAUCUGGAAGCCACGAACAGUCUAUUCCAGAUGAAAGAACACCUUCAGAAGAGAUAGAUUCUACUCAAGCGGCUACAAAUGAUUACGUCAAUAUUUCUUCUCACGGGGAAUUGAGUAGCACUGAAGAUUUAGACUGUGAUUUUUCUGGAGAUGAUGAUUUGGAGGAGACUAUCCAAUACGGUUCAAACAUUCAUUUUAAUCCAAACCAAAGGCCAUUGAAUGGGCUGGUUUCCAUUGUUAAAAGAGCCAAAACCUACUGGAAUAACUAA
This is a messenger RNA of Zygosaccharomyces rouxii, 687 nucleotides long. RefSeq names its product Atg45p (gene ATG45). The transcript has a single exon. The coding region runs from base 1 to 687 and encodes 228 amino acids. NCBI's taxonomy places the organism in Eukaryota, Fungi, Ascomycota, Saccharomycetes, Saccharomycetales, Saccharomycetaceae. The record is from RefSeq and is a predicted model, not a curated record.